AUGAAUGCACUGAGAGAGAUCUGGCAUUACUCUCAACAGAAGGAAACCACCAAAGUUGGGACAGACUUGGAUCAUGAGAUGCAGAACAGCAUGAAACUCUUUCGAGCCCAGAGGAAUCUCUACAUCUCUGGCUUUGCCCUCUUCCUUUGGCUCAUCAUUCGUCGUCUGGUGACCCUCCUUACUGAUCUGGCCAACGCGCGUGUCGGUGCCGAUGCAGCCAUGAAGCAGGCUGCAUCUGCAUCUGAAGCUGCCAAGAGGUUCAUGGAGAGCCGGGACGUGAAGGAUGACAAUGCCAAAAAUGUCGAUCUGGAAGAAUUGAAGGAAAUGAAGGAAAAGCUGGCUGCUGCCGAGAAAGAGGCAGAGAGGAGUGGGAAGAAUUUAGAGGCCAUGAAAUCCCAGUCGGAGUCGUUGAAGAACGAAUACGAUCGGCUGUUGGGCGAAUACGAGAAGCUGGAGAAGAAGUUGGAGACCGUCCGAGGCUCCGGUGAUUCGAGCAAGAAGGACGAAUAGAGUCAUCUCUGCCCUGAAAAGUUGCUACGCCUGUGAACCCUGGAUAUCUUUACUUUCAUCCAGACUGAUCAGAACAGUGAUGGUGCUAAGAAGCCUUGCCUCCAGCCCUUGCUCUGUCUACGUCUGGGAAACUUGAUUUGUCCUCUAUGAUUCAAUAUAAAAAAAGAAACAAGAGGCUUCGAAAAGCAGGGAAUCUGUUUUUCAAGAAUGUAUGCCGGGAUAUUUUAUUUCCCUCGAGUUCUUUUCGUCUGAUGAAAGUGAUGUUCUAUAUGAUGAGAAUGUUGUGAUCUCCCUUUAAAUGUGUCAUUUCAGAUGCACCCCAACCUUUAGUCAUCUCCUACUUCCAUUGUUUUUGUUCUCAAAGGUUCAUGUUGGUUCUAAAAAUAUAAUCCUGUUGUAUGUGUAACACCUUGUUUCCAAGAUUGUUCAGCUUUUGUAUUUUUGCCAUGUGUCGGGUUUUCAUACCAUUUACCCCUAGGAUUAGAUCAUCUUUUUCGUUAGUCCUCUUUCUAUCUGGAUUGGAGUUGCAUAAAUUGACAAAUAAACAAGGGA
Darwinula stevensoni is the source of this 1062-nucleotide messenger RNA. Lineage: Eukaryota; Metazoa; Arthropoda; Ostracoda; Podocopida; Darwinulidae. The record is from the annotation of a GenBank genome assembly.